Oncorhynchus kisutch (coho salmon) is the source of this 6802-nucleotide messenger RNA. RefSeq names its product kinesin-like protein KIF13A. Gene Ontology annotation, molecular function: microtubule binding; microtubule motor activity; ATP binding. The record is from RefSeq and is a predicted model, not a curated record. Gene Ontology annotation, biological process: microtubule-based movement. Lineage: Eukaryota; Metazoa; Chordata; Actinopteri; Salmoniformes; Salmonidae.
CAUUUCACAUUUCACAAUAUUUUGGAACCCCAUAAGCGCGUGCACUGAUACAGUUUCCGACUUUUCCAGAUCCCCCACGCUGGGUUUCCCAAUAUUGGCCAGUUCGGUUCGUGUUAUGAGAAAUCCUUUUUGUUGCUGCAUAGCCUUAAGGCACCGCAUGAUUUCCAGCAGCCAGAGAGAGAGACAAUCGUGUGAACUGCUCCCACUUGAAGAUGGCGGUUGUGAUGCUGUCUGGGACUGGAGCACAGUGCUGGAUCUGCAUAGGACGCUAACUUGAUGGAUAUAAAGACAAUGUUCAGUUUUUAUUUUAUCUGUCUUCUGGACUGGACUCUUUUGGGAUUGUGUUAUUAGGGCAUAGGCACACUUUCAACACCGGCUGAAAGUGGACUGGUCUUUUCGGGGACGGGGAGAGCCAGACGGAUAGCCAUAGCUUGCUAGCUAACACAUUGAUGGUAGUCCAGGCUGGGAGGAAAGUGGAUGAAAAUGUCGGAUACCAAGGUAAAAGUUGCAGUCAGAGUCCGACCCAUGAACCGGAGAGAAACGGAACUGCAUACAAAAUGUGUGGUGGAUAUGGAGGAUAACCAAACUGUUCUGCAUCCACCGCCUUCCAACAAUAAAGGAGAAAACAGCAGGAAACAAUCCAAGGUGUUUGCCUUUGACCACUGUUUCUGGUCCAUGGAUGAGUCCAACAUGCCCAAGUAUGCUGGUCAAGAGGUGGUGUUCCAGUGCCUUGGUGAGGGAAUACUGGAAAACGCCUUUCAAGGAUACAAUGCCUGCAUUUUCGCCUACGGACAAACAGGGUCAGGGAAGUCCUUCUCCAUGAUGGGGAAUAAGAAGGCUCCAGGGCUGAUCCCCAGGCUAUGCUGCUCCCUGUUUGAGAGGAUCGGCCGGGAGGACAGCCAGGUUCUCUCCUUCAAGGUGGAGGUCUCCUACAUGGAGAUAUACAACGAGAAGGUCCGUGACCUGCUGGACCCUAAAGGGAGUCGUCAGUCUCUGAAGGUCAGAGAGCACAAGGUUCUGGGUCCGUAUGUGGACGGUCUGUCACAACUGGCGGUCACCAACUUUGAGGACAUUGAGGUGUUGAUGUGAGGGAAUAAGUCGAGGACGGUGGCGGCCACCAAUAUGAAUGAGGAGAGCAGUCGUUCCCACGGUUUCAGCAUCAUCGUCACACAGACACUCUACGACCUGAAGUCUGGGAACUCAGGGGAGAAGGUGAGCAAGAAGCUGGUGGAUCUGGCUGGUAGUGACGUGUGUCUAAAACUAGCUGCAGGGGAGAGGCUGAAGGAGGGCAGCAACAUCAACAGGUCUCUUACCACACUGGGCUGUGUGAUCUCUGCGCUGGCGGACCAGUCUGCGGGGAAGGGGGGGAAGAAUAAGUUUGUUCCUUACAGAGACUCUGUCCUCACCUGGCUUCUCAAGGACAACCUGGGUGGCAACAGUAAGACGUGUAUGAUCGCCACGGUGAGCCCAGCAGCUGAUAACUACGAGGAGACGUUGUCCACGCUGCGUUACGCAGACCGCGCCAAGAGGAUUGUCAACCACGCCGUCGUCAAUGAAGACCCCAACGCACGGAUCAUCAGAGAGCUCCGGGAGGAAGUGGAGAAACUCAGAGUACAGCUCUCUCAGGCUGAGUCUCUAAAGGCUCCAGAGCUGAAGGAGAGGCUUCAGGAGUCAGAGAAGCUGAUCCAGGAGAUGACCGUUACCUGGGAGCAGAAACUACGCAACACAGAGGAGAUUGCUACGGAGCGUCAGCAGCAGCUAGAGAGUAUGGGGAUCUCCCUGGAGACGUCUGGGAUCAAAGUUGGAGAUGACAAGUGCUUCCUGGUCAACCUGAACGCAGACCCCGCCCUCAAUGAGCUGCUGGUCUACUACCUAAAGGAACACACGCGUGUGGGUGCAGACACCUCUCAGGACAUCCAGCUCUUUGGGAUUGGUAUCCAGUCAGAACACUGUGUGUUGGAGAUCAGCCCAGACGGGGGGGAGGUCACCCUCACCCCUAUAGAGAAUGCCAGAACCUGUGUGAAUGGAACCAUGACUGAGUCCUUGGUCCACCUGUGGCAUGGAGACCGCAUAUUGUGGGGCAACAACCACUUCUUCAGGAUAAACCUGCCUGGGAGGAAGCGACGUGAGCGUCUGAAGGAGCUGGAGAGGGAACGGGCGUCCCCCAGGGAGAGCUAUGUAGAGGUAGACGUAGAGACAGCAAGCGAGGCCUCCUCAGAACAGGACUACAGCUAUGAGUUCGCCCAGACGGAGGUCAUGAUGAAGACCCUGGGAAACAACGAUCCCAUGCAGAACGUGGUCCAGGUGUUAGAGAAGCAGUACCUGGAGGAGAAACGCACAGCGCUGGAGGAACAGAGGAUGAUGUAUGAGAGAGAGCUGGAGUCACUACGGCAACAGCUGUCUCCUGAGAGAACCAAUCAGCAUCAGCGAUCCAGCAGCGACCGCCUCACCUUCCCCACACACACACCAUCACACCACAGCAAGAUGCGCCCCUGGACUGAGGAGAGGGACGAGCUGUUUCGUCAGAGUCUGUCCAGGCUGAGGGAGCAGGUUGUCAAGGCCAACACCCUGGUGAGAGAGGCCAACUUCCUGGCAAAGGAGAUGAACAAACUGACUGACUACCAGGUCACCCUCCAGAUCCCUGCAGCUAACCUCAGUGCCAACCGCAAGCGUGGAGCCAUAGUGAGUGAACCAGCCAUCCUGGUGAGGUGGAAAGGGAAGGGUACACAGGUCUGGACCAUCGACAAGCUGGACAACAAACUAGUGGACAUGAGAGACCACUACAGAGACUGGAAGGAGGGAGCUGAGGACACGCAUACCAAGCUGAACAACCACAAGCAGCACAGUGAGUCCUUCUAUGAAGCUCAGGAGAACCACAACCUGAUAGGAGUGGCCAACAUCUUUCUGGAGUGUCUGUUCCACGAUAUCAGACUACAGUACGCUGUUCCUAUCAUCAGCCAGCAGGGGGAGGUAGCCGGCAGGCUCCACGUAGAGCUGAUGCGUGUCAGCGGGGCGGUGCCGGACCGGCUGGAGGGGGGAGAUGACUCGUCAGAGAACUCCAGUGAGAGCAGCAUCUACGAUGUGAUGGACACUCAGGGAGAGAUGGUCCACAUGGCCAGGAAACUCACCUGCAGGGUGCGUAUCAGGGAGGCCACGGGGCUGCCUCUCAACCUGUCCAACUUCGUCUUCUGCCAGUACACCUUCUGGGAGGGGGCGGAGCCUACGGUGGCCCCGCCCAUGGUCAGCCCAGACGCGCCAACCACGCCCCGCACCCCCGACGCCCAGUUCACCGUCCGCUUCGACCACUGCAAGGAGUAUGUGGUCCAUGUGACAGAGGAGUUUUUAGAGUUCAUCGCAGACGGGGCGCUGGCCAUCGAGGUGUGGGGUCACCGCUGUGCCGGGAACGGACGCUCUCUCUUGGAGCUGGACGCACUGCUGGCCAAGACACGCACCCUACGAGACAGGUGGAGUGAGGUGUCUCGUCGUAUUGAGCUGUGGGUUUCUAUCCAGGAGCUGAAUGAGCAGGGGGACUACUCUGAUGUAGAGAUGCAUCCUGGGAAGGACAUCGGUACUGGAGGAGUGUUCCAGCUCAGACAGGGUCACUCGCGCAGGCUGCAGGUGUGUGUGAAGCAGGUGCAGGACUCUGGGACUCUGCCUCUGCUGGUGGAGGCUGUUCUAUCUGUCUCUAUCGGCUGUGUGUCAGCACGCUCCACCAAGCUACAGAGAGCCCUGGACAGCUACCAGAGGGAGGAGGAGGAUGGAGAUAUGGAUAGUUAUCAGGAGGAGGACCUGAACUGUGUGAGGGACCGCUGGUCUGAGGCCCUCAUCAAACGACGAGAGUAUCUGGACGAGCAGAUCAACAAGAUCAUCAACAAACAGGAGAAGUCAGAAGAGGACAUGGAGAGGGAGGCCAGGCUGGUGGAACAGUGGGUAGGGCUGACCGAGGAAAGGAACGCUGUACUGGUGCCCGCGCCUGGCAGUGGCAUACCUGGUGCCCCUGCCCACUGGGCCCCUUCUGCUGGGAUGGAAGCUCACUUCCCAGUCCUCUUCCUGGACUUGAAUGCAGACGACCUGACAGUGAAUCAACAGUUAACGGGACCCAGCGCUGCCGGGGUUAACUCUAUCCUGCCCAAGGAGCACGGCAGACAGUUUUUCUACCUGCCAAUCAUCAGACACAGUGAUGACGAGGUGUCAGCGCUGUGCUCCUGGGACUCAUCCAUCCACGACUCUGUGCACCUGAACCGCGUGACGUCACCCAACGAGCGUAUCUACGUGAUCAUUAAAGCCACAGUGCAGCUCAGCCAUCCUGUCUCCAUGGAGCUGGUGCUGCGCAAGAGGAUCUCUGUCAACAUCUACAACAAACAGAGCUUCACCCAGAGUCUGAAGAGAAGGAUGUCCUUGAAGAACACACUGUACUCCUGUGGAGUCACCUAUGAGAUUCUGUCAAAUAUACCAAAGGCGUCUGAGGAGCCUGAGGAGAGAGAGACUCUGGCCCUGAUGGCAGCGAGGGGAGACGGUGAGGAGAGUCAGGAUGGACAGACCUACAUAGAGCAAUACACCAGAGGACUUCUGGAGGUGGAGAAUAUACUGAGCCUGGAGAGACUCAGACAGGCGGUGACGGUGAAGGAAGCUCUGUCUGUUAAAGGGAGAAACAUCAGAAGGAGCUUCAGCACCCCCAACGUACAGCAUACUUCCUGCAGCAAAACAGACCUGAUUGGCUGGGAAGAUGUAGACUGGAAGGACCAUUGUGACCUUCAUCAGGAUGUCUCUGACUGCACUCCCCAGGACGGUGGUUCUCUGUGUGGGACGCCACUCAGAAACAAGACAGAGAAUCACGGUCUGGUACCAGAGAGCCCCACCUUCUUCAACUCGAGCCCGUUCAAGGCCCUCUCUCCCCAGACGCCCAAGUUCCUCAAGUCUCUGCUGCCAGUCAGAGAGGAGAGCAAGACCAAGAGAGUCCUGGAGGCACGACCACUACUGGGACAGGAGAGCAUGCGCUCCUCAUGUGCGGACAGCUUUGUGCUGCUCCCCCCUCCCUGCUACGGCCAAGCCCCCUGGCGCAGGCCCAGAGCGGGCAGCGAGGGUCACCGCAGCCCCUCCACCGCCACCCUCACCCCCUCCACCCUCACCCUCAGUACCUGCACCAGCAGGAAGCUCAGCCUCACACUGCCACACACCGCUGACUCUGAGGAGGAGACAGACAUGGCCCUGAGUUUGGGUCUGGGCCCUCAGGACUUCCACAGCUUCCAGUCCUACAUCCCAGAGGACUUUGCCAACUUGAGGGGGGAAAGAGAGGGGGCUCCCCGGAGCCCCACCGCCAGCAGCUGCACCAGCGGUUACUUCUCCCACAGUGCCUCAGACGCAACGCUCUCUGACGUGCCAUUCGGGGCCAGCGACAGCUCUGACCAGCUCAGCGCCUCCGCAGUGGCUCAAGACAGAAAUGACCCUGACCGGGAAACCCACAACCUCCACCCCCACGAGUCUGUCUCCUUCCACUGCACCAGCACGGCCCGAGGCUGUGUCCAGACCAGAAGUGUCUCGCCGUGGGGUGACACCCAGACCCCUGCGUGUCCCCCCGGCGUCCCCUCACAGCCCCUCCCCACCACCUCCCCCUCCUCUCCUGUCAGUAUUCCUAACUGCUCAGAGCAGCCACCCUCCCCGCGGCCCCGCAGGUGUGUCCUCAGCGUCAGCCAAGAGUUUACAGACUUCAAGGGGGCCGACGACGGCAUGGAGGAUCUGGGUGAGCUGGGACACUUCCAGCCUGGGGAUGCACCACACAUAUCCCCUGUCCCAGCGGAGGAGGAGAAAGGGGGCUCUGGCAGCAGGCACCAGACCUCUGACAAAGACCUGGUCGUCAUCAACACACAACAACAUACAUCUCACCCCGGUAACGCCCGGCUCCCUCAGCCCCACUCACACCUCCACAACGGCAAACAGUGUAUCGGCAGCGUAGCCGUGCCCUGCCCACCCCCCUCCAGCCCGCCAGGCCAGCUAGCAGGAGGAGAGCCCCAGAUCCAGGAGCCAAUCCAGGGAGACCUACCUCCAGGGAGCCCCUGUCCCAGCCCAAGCUGCCCUAGCCCCAACCCCAGCAGCACUGAGGCCUCUGGGGACUCCUGCAGCGGGGACGAGGGCUCUGGUUCUCCGGUGGCCCAGCUGCCUGACUGGAUGGCUCCCGGGGAGCAGGUAUGGGUGGGGAAGAGGAGCGGCACGGUGCACUACGUCGGCGGGGUGGAGUUCGCCAAGGGGAUCUGGGUCGGGGUGCAGCUGGACCUGGCUGUGGGCAAGCACAACGGGACAGUCCAGGGGAGGGUUUACUUCCGCUGUCCUCCAGGCCACGGGGUGUUCGUCAAGCCCUCCUGUCUCACUAGAGGACCCCCCUCCAUGGACACCACAGACACCCAGCCUCUGGUCCGAUAAAAUUCACUAAACUCCCCAAAUUCCCAGUCUUUCCAGGAAUCCCGGUUGGAAUAUUCCCAGAAUCAGGAGGGAAUAAGAAGGAACUCCAGAAUCCUCAAACCAGCAUUUCUGGAAAACCUGGGAAUUUGGGGAAAGGAACUUUCCACCCAGGACUAUCAUCUAAAGGGGGUACCCAGAUCCAGAGCAGUUUCUACUAGACCAGACCCAGAUCCAGAGCAGUUUCUACUAGACCAGACCCAGAUCCAGAGCAGUUUCUACUACACCAGGCCCAGAUCCAGAACAGUUCCUACUAGACCAGGGCCAGAUCCAGAACAGUUCCUACUAGACCAGGGCCAGAUCCAGAACAGUUCCUACUAGACCAGGGCCAGAUCCAGAACAGUUCCUA